Limanda limanda (common dab) is the source of this 2007-nucleotide messenger RNA. It is a transcript of the gene ddx39ab, whose product is annotated as DEAD (Asp-Glu-Ala-Asp) box polypeptide 39Ab. The coding region runs from base 17 to 1357 and encodes 446 amino acids. Gene Ontology annotation, molecular function: RNA binding; ATP binding; RNA helicase activity. The transcript is spliced from 10 exons. Gene Ontology annotation, biological process: mRNA export from nucleus; mRNA splicing, via spliceosome. The record is from RefSeq and is a predicted model, not a curated record. Lineage: Eukaryota; Metazoa; Chordata; Actinopteri; Pleuronectiformes; Pleuronectidae.
CCAAGUGAGGCCUCGCAUGCGGUUCGGAUCUGAAGCUGCUGCAGGACAAGCUAACGCCGACAAGACAGAUAAAAUGGCAGAGAACGACGUUGACAACGAGCUGCUCGACUACGAGGAGGAUGAGGAGCCACAAGGAGCGCCUGAGAGCGCCGCCCCCGUCGGCAAGAAGGAGGUGAAGGGCUCCUACGUCUCCAUCCACAGCUCCGGCUUCAGGGACUUCCUGCUCAAGCCAGAGCUGCUGCGAGCCAUCAUCGACUGUGGGUUUGAGCAUCCAUCUGAAGUCCAGCAUGAGUGCAUCCCACAAGCCAUACUGGGCAUGGACAUCCUGUGUCAAGCCAAGUCUGGUAUGGGCAAGACAGCCGUGUUUGUGCUCGCCACGCUGCAGCAGAUUGAGCCUGUCGACGGACAGGUGUCUGUGUUAGUCAUGUGCCACACCCGAGAGCUGGCCUUCCAGAUCAGCAAAGAGUAUGAGCGCUUCUCCAAGUACAUGCCCACGGUUAAAGCAGCGGUGUUCUUCGGCGGCAUGGCCAUCAAGAAGGACGAGGAUGUCCUGAAGAAGAACUGCCCUCACAUCGUGGUCGGAACGCCCGGUCGCAUCCUCGCUCUCAUCCGCAACAAGACCCUCAACCUGAAGAACGUGAAACAUUUUGUCCUGGAUGAGUGCGACAAAAUGCUGGAGCAGCUAGACAUGAGGCGUGACGUUCAGGACAUCUUCAGGAUCACACCCCACGAGAAGCAGGUCAUGAUGUUCAGUGCAACUCUGAGCAAGGAGAUCCGACCAGUGUGCCGCAAAUUCAUGCAGGAUCCCAUGGAAGUGUUUGUGGACGACGAGACCAAACUCACACUUCACGGCCUGCAACAGUACUACUGCAAGCUGAAGGACAGUGAGAAGAACCGAAAGCUCUUCGACCUCCUCGACGUGUUGGAGUUCAACCAGGUGGUGAUCUUUGUCAAGUCAGUCCAGCGGUGCAUCGCUCUCUCUCAGCUUCUGGUGGAACAGAAUUUCCCGGCCAUCGCCAUCCACAGGGGAAUGGCUCAGGAGGAGAGGCUGUCUCGCUAUCAGCAAUUCAAGGACUUCCAGAGGCGGAUCUUGGUGGCAACUAACCUGUUCGGACGAGGGAUGGACAUCGAGCGAGUCAACAUCGUCUUCAACUACGACAUGCCCGAGGACUCCGACACCUAUUUGCACAGGGUCGCCCGUGCUGGUAGGUUCGGAACCAAAGGCCUGGCCAUCACCUUCGUGUCCGACGAGACCGACGCCAAGAUUCUGAACGACGUGCAGGACCGCUUCGAGGUCAACGUGGCCGAGCUGCCGGAGGAGAUCGACAUCUCCUCUUACAUCGAGCAGUCCAGAUGAGUCCUCCAGCCCAGCGGCACGUCUUCUCUCCAUGGAUCCUGAGGUUGAUUUGGAAUUCGUCGUUCUUCACUGUUGAUUUGAACGUUUUAUGCGUUCCCUUGUUCACCAAACAUUUUGUUUUUACUGUCAGUUUUGGGGAGGGGGGGGGGGUAUGGUCGAUUUUUAAUUUGUCUUUUAUUGUUUGUUUUAUGCUCGAUGAAAUUAAAACUUUUUAUAAAACGCCAUUUUUACUAUUGUGGUCUCUUGCGAGGCUAUUCUUGACUCUACCACAUUUUCAUCGAUCUUAGUCUGGAGCAGUUCGAGAAGUUCAAAGGAACAUAAAAGCAAUUUCAGCCCCCCCCCCUUUCAAUGUAAAAGACUAGACUGUAUAGAGUCGUUUCCUUUUUCUCCCCAUUGAAACACAAAAUGAGAUUUAGAAAAGAACCCAGUAGUCCUGUAGGUAACAUAGGACCACGACACAUUUAUGGCUCAUAUGGCAGCUCGCUCUCUGACUUCCCAAUUUAAUGCCUCCGACUAAGUUAUCAUGUAGAGCGAUGGUGGUGAAUUUGCAAAACUUUAACUCAACUGUCAUUAGCGCACUGUAUAAUCAAGUAAUUUCUGUUUAUGUAUCGGUCGGUAUCUUGUUUUUAGCUAUUAAACACUUAACACAA